This is a messenger RNA of Aspergillus heteromorphus CBS 117.55, 927 nucleotides long. RefSeq names its product TMEM53 family protein. The transcript has a single exon. The coding region runs from base 64 to 927 and encodes 287 amino acids. Lineage: Eukaryota; Fungi; Ascomycota; Eurotiomycetes; Eurotiales; Aspergillaceae. The record is from RefSeq and is a predicted model, not a curated record.
UAACACCGGACUCAAAGUGUAUCCAGGCGCCUAGAAAACCGUGAUAGCCUUACAAUAAAUACCAUGGACCCCCCAUUCAUCGAGAAUUUCCGCUCAAUCGGGCAAAACAUCUAUCUCCACGAGCCCUCAGCAACACCACAAUCUCCAGACCCAGCCCUAAUCAUCAUUUGCACUUGGUUCGGCGGCGCCACUCCCCGUCGCAUCUCCAAAUACACCACGCGCUAUCGCCAGAAUUACCCGGACACAUCCAUCCUGCUCCUCGUCAGCUCGAUCCGAGACUUCACCGUCCGGUCAUUCAACGCCGUCGACCCCAACCUCACCCCAGCACGCGAUUCAAUCACCCGAAUCCUGCAAUCCAACCCCAACGCCAGCAUUCUUCUCCACGUCUUCUCCAACGGCGGAUGCAACACCGUGACCCAUCUCGCGAGAUCAAUGAAAGAUGCGAGCCUUGCAGGAGGUGUAGAUUUCAAAUCAGCCCUGAAAUUGAUAGUUUUUGACUGCUGUCCGGGGGAUACAUCGUUCCAGCGCUUCUGGAAUGCUGCCGCUGUGGCGCUGCCAACAACACAACCGGGUCGGGCUCUCGGGUCUGCGGUUCUGUAUCCGACUGCGCGGGCGGUUAGUGCGUUGCAGAGUGUGGGCGUGAUGAGGUCGAUCGAUGUUUAUCGCGCGGAGUUGAAUGAUCCGGCGGUGUUUGGGAAGCCGGCUCGCAGGCUGUAUCUCUACUCUUUGGUGGAUGAUAUGAUUCCGUGGGAGGAGGUGGAGAGACAUCUGGAUGAGGCGAGAGAGAGGGGGUAUGAGGCUGGGGGAGUCAGGUUCGAGGAUGGUCGGCAUUGUGCGUUGGUUAUGAGCGAUGAGGAGCGGUAUUGGGGGGCUGUUCGGCGGGCUUGGGAAGGGCGUGAGGGUUUCGAUAGGGAUUUUAAGCUAUAG